CAAAUACUAUAAGCAAUGAAUUUAAGGGUCGAGGUGAGUUUUCACAUAAGAAAAAAAUAAUUUCUGGCCACAAGAAACUUUUUUUUUCAAUUCAUGAUGCAAAAAAUUUAUUGGAGUUAAAUUUUUUUGCGUUAAGAAAUUUUUUUUUCUGUGUAUUCUACCAAAUCUAAAUGUGUUAAAAAAAAAAUUUACGUUAAAUUUGAUAUUUUGGAAAAAAUUUUUACAGGAAAAAUUUGAGGAAGUUAAAUUAUUAAUCGACAAAGUUGCGUCGUUUAUAAAUAUACUGGGAGGUUGGCCAAUUGAGCCGACACUUAAACGUCAAAUUUUAUUUUAUAUUUAUCUAGUGUACCACAUUGUUUAUCUUUCAAUGGGAUACAAUGAUUUGUUUGAAAUUAUUGGAAAUCUUGAUCUCAUUACAGGAAAUCUUACGACAACGGCCAUGCAAACAAUCGUGUUAGUGCGCAUGCUUUAUAUUAAAUUUUCUAAAAAUAUUUUCGAGAUAAUUAUGGCCGUAAAAGUUGGAAUUCUCGAAAAAAAUGGAUACAGUCAGUUAGAAAAAGAAAUUUUUUUGGGUUAUUACUCAUUAGCCAGAAAAUAUCAUAGAGUUACUAUUGUUUUCUCUUUCGUGGCGGGUUUCAGUUGGUGUUUGUUACCUCUGCAAAAUUACGUUAUUUCUUUAUUAUUGAAUAGGCCAGCUAUUUUAAUAGCGCCUUAUAGGGUAAAAAUAUUUUUUUUGAAUGCCACAUCAUUCAAAAGUAUUGUUGUCAUAUACAUUCUAGAAACGCCACUGCCAUUACCUCCGAUUUGUUAUGUCGCCAUAGUUAAUUUGCAAGUUGUACUUGUUAUUUAUAUUUGCGCUCACAUGGCGAUACUUUCACAGAGAAUAUGUAAUUUUCGUCUUGACAAUAAAUCAUCUUAUCGUAAAUUUUGUGAAAUUAUUAAUAUACAUUUGAAAAUAAUCAAACUAGCAAAAAAAAUUGAGAACACUUGGACGCCAGUUUAUCUUUUUGAAAUGUUAGUUUUGACUCCCAUCGUAGCCUUAGUUAUGUACUACGGACUUUUGGCUUUUGAUGCCGGUGAAAAAGUUGCAUUCAUAUCUCUCUGUACGUAUGUCUGUGCGGCAAUGUCAUGUUUGUUUGCAAAUUGUUUAAUGGGUGAAAUGUUAAAAACUGAAUGUGAUCGCCUUUUGGACGCAUAUUAUCACUGUAACUGGUAUGACAUGCCAAUUAGUGAUAGGAGAGUUGUGUUAACUUGUAUGACUUACACAAAAAAUCCUUUUACAAUCACGGCUGGAAAAGUUUACACUUUUUCAUUUAAUGCGUUUGCAGGUAGCUUAAAAAAGUAUAUUUUGCCUCUCCAAAGGUGUUUUGUUGCUUGGCUGUCACAUAAACCAUUAGUUCUAGUAGUGCCUUACAAAGUCAAAGUAUUUUUCUUCAACGUUUCAUCAUUCGAACGUACGUUUUUAUUGUAUGUUAGUCAGUUUCCAACGUCACUCAUGCAGCCAACUUACGUCGCCACAAUUAACAUGCAACUUGUGAUUGUCACAAAUCUCUGCGCUCAAAUAGCAAUUCUUUCGAACGAAGUUCGAAAUUUAGAUUUGGAAAGGAAUUCCUCAUCUUUUAAUUUAAUUCUGAGAGAUAUUGUACUCCGACAUGUUGAAUUAUACAAGUUAGCAAGAAAAAUUGAAAAUACUUGGGCGCCUAUUUACUGUCUCGAGCUUGCUGUUUUAACUUUUCUUAUUUCAUUAGUUAUCUAUAAUGCGAUGAUCCUUCUAAAUAGCGGUCAAAAGGUAACAGCCAUUCCUUAUUGCACUUACAUCAUUGUAACACUAGGAAGUCUCUUUGGACAUUGUCUGAUGGGGGAGUCAUUGAAGAACCAAUGCGAUCUUCUUUCGGAAGCUUAUUAUCACUGUAACUGGACUGAUAUGUCGAUGAAUAACAAAAGAAAGUUGAUGAUUUGCAUGACUUACACCAAUAUCACUAUGCCUAUCACCGCUGGAAAAUUUGUCGUUUAUUCAUACAAUGCAUAUACAGGUAAACAAUUUAAAGAAGCCAAAUUAUUAUUCGGCAAAAUCGCUUGGAUGAUACAAAUUUUGAAUGCUUGGCCAAUUGAUCGUACUACGAGAGGAUUACUACUUUUUAUAUUUUACUUGAUCUAUGAAAAUAUUUAUCUUUCUAUGGCGUACAAUGAUUUUUUUUCAAUUUUCGGUGAUCUCCAGCUUAUGACUGCAAAUCUCUUAGGAACUUUAGUACAGACGGUGAUGAUGACACGAUUGACGUUUGUCAGAUUUUCAAAAAGCUUAAAGAACAUUAUUAUCGAAGUAUUAGAUAAUUUUUGUGAUAAAAAUUAUGAAGAUCCGAAUGAAAAGAGAAUCUACGUUCAAUACAGUUCAAUGGCAGUAAAAUUCUAUAAAGUUACAAUGAUGUUUGGUGCUGGGUCUGCAUUCGGCUUCGGCCUGUUGCCUUUACAGAAAUGUUUCAUUUCUUGGUUACUGCAUAAACCUGUCGUGCUAGAGCUUCCCUUCAAAAUAAAAGUAUUCUAUCAUAGUAAUUUAUCUGCUGAUCAAACUCUUCUAUUGUAUAUGUACGAACUACCGUUACCAAUAAAUGCAUGUUGUUUUAUUGCGUCGAUAAAUCUGCAAUUCAUGAUCAUAAUGAAUAUAUGUGCGCGUACUGCUAUUUUGAGAAAUUUAAUAAAGCAUACGAAUGUCAAGGAAAGAACCAGUAAUCAAAAGCUAUUUUUCAAGCAAAUAACUCUUAAACACUUAGUUUUACUCAAAUUAAUAGAUGCGUUCGAGCAAACAUGGACACCAAUAUUUUGUUUUGAGACAAUUAUUCUUGUUCCGCUUACGUCAUUAGUAAUGUUUUCAGUUUUGGCAAUAGAUGGUAUUGACACGAUAGCAAUUUUGACACUAAUAACUUACGUGGCCUCAAUGUUGUCAUGCUUAUUCGCAAACUGUUGGAUGGGUCAGCUUUUGUUAGAUGAAGUAUGCAACCCUAUAAAAAAUUUCUAUCUACAUUUAUAAUACAGACUUUUGUAUCUUCAAAUGAAGCGUGAUCAACUUUUGGAAGCAUUGUAUGGAUGCAGCUGGUACGAAAUGUCAA
Messenger RNA from Microplitis demolitor, 3104 nucleotides. RefSeq lists its product as uncharacterized. Gene Ontology annotation, biological process: sensory perception of smell; detection of chemical stimulus involved in sensory perception of smell. Gene Ontology annotation, cellular component: plasma membrane. The coding region runs from base 368 to 3025 and encodes 885 amino acids. The transcript has 14 exons. Gene Ontology annotation, molecular function: olfactory receptor activity; odorant binding. Lineage: Eukaryota; Metazoa; Arthropoda; Insecta; Hymenoptera; Braconidae. The record is from RefSeq and is a predicted model, not a curated record.